This is a messenger RNA of Colletotrichum graminicola M1.001, 3519 nucleotides long. RefSeq lists its product as uncharacterized. Bases 1 to 3519 code for a protein of 1172 amino acids. Gene Ontology annotation, molecular function: zinc ion binding; protein binding. The transcript has 3 exons. The record is from RefSeq and is a predicted model, not a curated record. NCBI's taxonomy places the organism in Eukaryota, Fungi, Ascomycota, Sordariomycetes, Glomerellales, Glomerellaceae.
AUGGCUAUCAAUAAGCUGCGUCCCGCCACGCCACAGACUGUCUUGUCAGUCCUGAUCAGUACUUUGCCGCCUGACAGACAAACGUCAGCACUCUCAAUCUAUCGAUGGGUGAAAUACGCCAUCGAACCACUGACGGUCGAGUCGCUUGGCCAUGCUCUAGCUGCAUCGGCAGUUUCGGACACGUCAGUCCUGGACAUCGACUAUGACCAGCUGCUUCAAGACGUGACAAGGAUGUUUUCCGGCGCCAUCGUUGUAGAGGGUCGCAUUCUCAAGUUCUCGCACAGCUCCUUCUACGACACAAACAUACCUGAUGAGUACGGUGGCGAGAACCCACCGUCGAUUCACGGUUUCUUGGCCGAGACUUGCUUGAAGUACCUCAUGCACCAGGAAGUGCAGCAGCGAUACGCCAAGCUCUCAGUCGACAAGUACAGCGGAGAUGUCCUCAAAAAGCCCCUCGCGCUGCCCGGAGAUGACUUACUGGAAUAUGCGGUCCGAUUUUGGGCUGAACACUAUCGGCUUUGCGAAUCUUAUCAACCCACCGAGCUUGCGCUUGACUUCUUUCGAACCUCGUUGGGGCUGGAAGACGUGAUGUCUCAGCAAGUUGAAGAAGAAGAACACUCGAGAUGGUUUCAACAAGACGCUUGGUUGGCCAUCGCAGAAGCCGCGCGAAACGGUAACGAACACAUAAUGCGCCAGCUUCUGGAAAAGGUUCAGCCCCAGGAGUCGGGAUUGCAAGAUGCGAUCAUCUGGGCCACAUCCUCAUGCAACGAAGGUGCAGUGGAGGAGAUCCUGAAGAGGAUUGGCUUUCUUGAUGAGUUUAACUGGCCCGCAUGCAUCCUCUCUCGCGCCGCCGCCUCUGGUCUUGAUUCUUUGCUCUCUGCUCUCAUUAAAGCAGGCUGCAACAUCAACAAGAGGAAUGAAGACACAGAUGAAACGGCUAUCCAUACAGCUAUUGCCUGGGGACAGAAGACAGCGGUCAAACUCUUGUUGGACUCCAAAGUCGACCUGGGCGUGCGAGAUAACCUGGGGAGGACUCCCUUGUUGCUAUCUGCUGAGUUCGGUCAGCCCGAGAUUGUGCAGAUGCUUCUCGACGCAGGAGCCAGCGUCAAUGAUAAGGACGAAAGUGGUGUGUCGGUCAUCAACACGGCCGUCUCCAACGGUGAAUUUGAAGCCCUCCAGCGACUUCUAGCAGCUGGAGCAGAUCCCAAUGAUGGAGAAAAUAGCGAAGAUUCAUUUGAGCUUCAGCCCCCCCUGGUCUGCGCUGCGGAACACGGCAGGCUGCAGUGCAUCCGAGUCCUUCUAGAACAUGGAGCAGACCCCCGUGUUGAUUCCAAUAAAGGAACUCCGUUGUAUGUUCUCUGUCACCUCUCGGGCGUCGCAGAAGGCUGCCGUCUUCUUAUCGAGAGGGGUGCGGAGCCUAACCAGUUCUACACUGACAAGGAAAUGCUUCUCCGCCGGGCCAUGCGAACGGGAGACAAGGAAGUUAUCGGCCUUCUCGUCGAAAACGGUGCUCAAGUGAAUUCAUCGGACACGUGGGAAUACGCAGUCUUCAAGACGCCCUUGGCUUUUGCCGUCUUGUUAAACAGUCUCGAGAUGGUGGAGUUCCUCAUGGUAAAAGGAGCAUCCGUCAACUACGUCCCCCAAGAGGCGGAUUCUCCCCUGUACACCGCGGCUUACUACAGCAUUGAUAUCAAGAUCGCCGAGUUUCUCCUGGAACGAAAGGUAGACAUUCAUUGGCAGAAUCCCAAAGGGUGGACUGCCAUUCACGCUGCUUACGAUUCGCCCAAGUACGUGACCCUCUUUCUCGAAUCUGGCGCAGAUGUCAACAAGAUGAGCGAUAGCGGUACGGUGUUGAUGAUGUCGGCAAGGUGGGACUUCCCGGAUGUUUUGAGGUGUCUCCUUGCCCACCGUCCGUUACCAAAUCUCGACUUGAAGUUUGACUACAACCCAGAGAGCCCCAGCUACGGCGACACCGCCCUGGUGAUGGCGGUCAAGAGUGGCAGCCACGAGUGUGCGAGUCUGCUCCUCGAGGCCGGGGCGGAAGUGAAUGAUAAGCUCAAGGACGCCAGAUUCAUCCUGCAACACGCAGAUCUAGAUGACUCCGAAACAGCUUACAAGAUGAUGCGAGAUUUCCUGGACCGCGGCACAAAGGCCAAUCAUAUCGACGAAGAAAAGAACACGGCGCUCCAUGGAGUCGGUUCCGUAACUCCGGUCGAGAUACUGCAAACACUAGUUGAUCUGGGCGCCCCGGUAGACUCUCCCAACGAACACGGGUAUACGCCGUUAGGGAUCGCUGUGAAAAAGGGCAACGUCGCCGCGGCGACAUUUUUCAUCUCCAAGGGGGCUCGGGCGGAUAUUUACGACACCGGCUUUGGCAGCUUCCUGCACUUGGUCUGCCAGACACAAUACCCGAAGAGUGAAACCGCUUUUGAGAUGUGGAAGCUUCUCAUUGAUGCCGGGGCCAACCCGAGCGCCGCCGGCCCAGAACCGUCCUGUGAAUCACUGCUGCACGCAGUCAUACGGGCGCCCUUUGAUGAAUGGACGCGAGCGCAAAUCUUCCUACAUCUCAUGCGAAAUGCUAAUCCACCAGCCAAUGUCAAUGCGCCUGGCGGGCCUCAAGCAUUCCCGGUGCUUGCAGCAGCCCACGCCGGGCACCCCGACAUAUUCGAAUAUCUCAUCCGCCAUGGCGCCGACGUCGACGUCUCCGACGGGCUCGGCCGCCGCGCUGUUCACUACCUGGCCGUAUUCGAAGUGCGUAGGAAGUCUGCCAUGAGAGCGGCCCGAGUUCUUGCCAAGGCCGGCGCGGACCUGCAAGCAACAGACCGCUUUGGAAGAACUUUGCUUCAUUUCGCCGCCAGCAUGGCUGACGAGGAGCUGAUAGAGUUCAUCCUGAGGAAGCUCCCCAAGGGACACGACAUAAAUGUACGGGACAACGACGGCUGGACGCCUCUCAUGUGGGCGUGUAGAAUUCCACGGCACAACCGGUUCAUCCAAAGGCUUGUCAAAACGUGCGGAGCAGACAUCUGGCCCCGAAGUGCCGAUGGUGAAUGGUCGGCGCUAAAACUCGCAUGCUUGAGUGGGCAAGACGAAGAUGCGAAGGACUUGCUGCAGCCCCCUGCGCAUGAGAGGGAGCGUGAAGGCAAAGACGGUUCCAAGCAAGUGUGGGACUCCGGGUUCCACGACAUAGCACCAGCAACGAACGAUUCUACCGACUGGAUGUGCGAUAGCUGCUUCGCAGAAACAGUUGGGUCGCGGUACAGGUGUACUGUAUGCUUUGACUAUGAUCUGUGUUUCAAAUGCUUCGCAACUCGGAAAGACAUGCACGACGAAGACCAUGAGCUGAAGGAGUGCUCCCGAGGCGAAUUUGUUGGCCAGGAAAAUGGCGGAGUGCUCAGAGAGGGCUUGGACGCGGACAAUGAGUCGAAUCACAGUAAUGGUGACAGGGUAGGAGGGGGCGAUUCUAGUAUCCGAGUCGGUACAGAUACUGACGAAGAUGACUUCGAUUCGGAGGAUGAGUAG